CGGAAAUGGCCGGAAACGCUGCUGUUCAUCGUUUGGUUCAGGAAGCGAAGCUAGUUGAAGUUGAUAUAUGACCUGAUUAGAACAUUUAAGGAUGAGCAGCUCAGAGGAGGUGUCCUGGAUCUCCUGGUUCUGUGGACUGAGGGGCAAUGAGUUCUUCUGCGAGGUCGAUGAGGACUACAUCCAGGACAAGUUUAACCUGACAGGUCUGAAUGAGCAGGUGCCACACUAUCGACAGGCUCUGGACAUGAUACUUGACUUAGAACCAGGUGGGAAGUCAGAUAGUAACUUGACAUAUGCUGUUAUAAUAGUGUUGUUAAUUAAACAAUGUGUUUAUUGUGCAGAUGAGGAACUUGAAGACAACCCCAACCAGAGUGAUUUGAUAGAGCAAGCAGCAGAAAUGCUAUAUGGUCUUAUACAUGCACGGUACAUCCUCACAAAUAGAGGCAUCGCACAAAUGUUAGAAAAGUAUCAACAAGGUGAUUUUGGACAUUGCCCAAGAGUCUAUUGUGAAAAUCAAACUAUGUUACCCAUUGGAUUGUCAGACAUUCCUGGCGAAGCAAUGGUAAAGCUUUACUGUCCAAAAUGCAUGGAUGUGUACACACCCAAGUCCUCCAAACACCACCACACAGACGGAGCCUACUUUGGCACCGGGUUCCCCCACAUGCUGUAUAUGGUGCACCCAGAGUAUCGCCCUAAGCGACCAGCCAACCAGUUUGUGCCAAGGCUAUAUGGUUUCAAAAUUCACCCAAUGGCCUAUCAGCUUCAACUCCAGGCUGCCUCAAGUUUUAAAAGCCCAGUCAAAAGCAACCGCUAGGUGUCAGUGUUGUCAAUGGACACUUAUGUUGUUUACUUCUUGUUGAAACAAAUUAUACUGUAUUAUAAUAAAGCCUGUACAGUUUGG
Messenger RNA from Periophthalmus magnuspinnatus, 901 nucleotides. Its product is annotated as casein kinase II subunit beta-like. Gene Ontology annotation, cellular component: protein kinase CK2 complex; cytoplasm. The record is from RefSeq and is a predicted model, not a curated record. Lineage: Eukaryota; Metazoa; Chordata; Actinopteri; Gobiiformes; Gobiidae. The coding region runs from base 92 to 814 and encodes 240 amino acids. Gene Ontology annotation, molecular function: protein kinase regulator activity. The transcript has 6 exons.